Molecule: messenger RNA, 1299 nt
Organism: Fraxinus pennsylvanica
Lineage: Eukaryota; Viridiplantae; Streptophyta; Magnoliopsida; Lamiales; Oleaceae
Source: the annotation of a GenBank genome assembly
AUGGCAGUCCCCGAACCAAACGACCGACUAUUGGUUUUUCUCAAAACCGGCAUUUAUCUGUUCGAAAGCUCGAAAACGGUGUUCAUCGACCCGGUUCGAAUCUUAACUCGGUCGUACACCCGGUUUAGGGUUUCGCCGUCGGCUUAUUACUCCCGAUUCUUCAACUCCAUUGCCGACCACUCAACCGAAACUCACAAUAACUGUUCAGGAAAUUUGAAGAAACGAAAACGCAAUAAGAAGAAAGAGAAAUCGCACAAUCUCAACCAGCGUGAACAAAUCGCUGAUCAACGACAUCAGGAGGUGAGGUCUAUGUUAUUGAAGGCGCAUGAGGCGUUGCUAAAAUCAAGUGAGCUUUUGGAAAUUGUGAAGAAUUUGAGGAAUGUGGGGUGUGAUGAAGAGAGAUAUGAGACCAAUGUGAUUUCACAAGAUAGAGAGCUUGAUUUUGUGGAGGUAGGGAGUGUUUGGCAAGCGCCACUCUAUGAGAUCACUCUUAAUUUUCAUCAGGAUGAAAUGAUGGUAAAAAAUGCAGGUUUCCCACCUUUUCAAUUCUGCAAACAAAGAGUUGUUCCAGUAUUUAACACCCUAGUUGCCAAUGAGGGGAGCAGUGACAUGGAGGCUGAAUUUUUGAACCACAGAUUCAUUGUACCAAAGAACAGUUGUUUCUACAUGUCUGAUCUGGGAAAGAUUCACAACUUGAUUCCUGCUGAAUCUGAUUGUGGCUUCAAUCUCAUAGUGAUCGAUCCACCGUGGGAGAAUAGCAGUGCACAUCAGAAACUGAAGUAUCAGACUUUGCCUAAUAGAUACUUCUUAUCUCUUCCCAUUAAGCAAUUAACCCAUACAGCUGGAUCUCUGGUAGCCUUAUGGGUAACUAAUAGGGAGAAAUUGCGGAGCUUUGUGGAGAAUGAAUUAUUUCCAAAAUGGGGUGUCAAAUAUGCUGCUACCUUUUACUGGCUGAAGGUGAAAGCGGAUGGCUUGUUGAUUAGUGAACUGGAUCUCUUUCAUCAUAGGCCAUAUGAAUGUGUUAUCCUUGGUUAUUGUCAUCGGGCGGAUAUGAAUUCCCAACAUCAGCUAAGAUUGAACCAUGUACCAGAUGAUCAAGUCUUCAUCAGUGUUCCUGGAGAUUAUUCAAGGAAGCCCCCCAUUGGAGAGUUGCUGCUGGAUUAUGUACCUGGGUUUAGGCCUGCUCGCUGCAUUGAACUAUUCUCUAGGGAGAUGAUAGCAGGCUGGACUUCUUGGGGCAAUGAACCACUUCACUUUCAAGAUUCAAGAUAUUUCCUUACGAAGGGGAUAGAUAAGUGA